Messenger RNA from Rhodotorula graminis WP1, 1606 nucleotides. RefSeq names its product glycosyltransferase family 90 protein. The transcript is spliced from 4 exons. Lineage: Eukaryota; Fungi; Basidiomycota; Microbotryomycetes; Sporidiobolales; Sporidiobolaceae. The record is from RefSeq and is a predicted model, not a curated record. Bases 52 to 1509 code for a protein of 485 amino acids.
CCGCCGCGCAUCGCCAGGCCGGCCCACACGCCCACGCGCACGCGUUCGACCAUGCUGCAGCUGUCCAGCAGCCGGCCCGUGUCCGAGCUGCUCGUCCACCGUCACCUCCGCCGGCAACGGUACCUCAUCGCCGGCGUCCUCGUCGCGUGCGGCCUCCUGUUUGCGCACCUCGCGUUGCGCACGCCGUACGUGCACGUCCCCGACCGACUCGGCGGCGUCGAGACGGUCGACAUCAGCGUCCCCUCGUCGUUCUACCGUCGUCCGCCCGCCGAGCACUAUCGGCAGCACGUCGACCGCCUGUUUGCGCCGUGGCGGUGCCUCGCCGACGACGACGAGUCGAGCUUCUGCAAGAAGCCCGUCACGCCCCAGUCGUUGAGCGCGCUCGAGUGGCUCGGCAAGGGCGGGUCGUACCGCAUUCGAUUCACCGGCACCGACAUCCUGUACCGCCCGCUCGUCCACUUCGGCCAGACGUACCGCAUCCAGCGCCUGCACUGGAUCAUGGACACGAUCCGCGAGAUGGCCGACGCCGGCAUGCUCACGAGGACCGUCAACGGCAGGCCCGAGCCUGUCCGGUUCGACGCCGUCUUCCGCGUCGGCGACUCGCCCCAGGUCACCAAGGACACGCUCAGCAAGGACGCCGGGUACCUCCUGUUCGGCCUGCGCUCGUCGCCCCUGCACCUCGACGUCCCCAUCCCCGAUCCUCCCGCGUACGGCUCGAACGGCAACUACGUGUGGCCACCCCGGUCCGAGCUGCACUCGUGGGACGAGAAGGUCGACAAGGUCGUCUUUCGCGGCUCGGCGUCGUUCUCGUUCGGCGUCGACAACUGGCAGACCAACAACCGCAUCCGCCUCGCCGAGUUGAGCCACAAGUACCCGCACCUGAUCGACGCCGGCCUGACCCAGUUCCGGCCCAAGGAGAUGCUCCCGCUCACGAGCGAGGACUUUGCCAAGGGCCGCUCGUUCUUCGAGCUGCCGUCGGCGUCGCGCAUCCAGACCAUGUCGAACCUCACCGAGGCCGAGCCGCUCUCGAUGGUCGAGCAGAGCGGGUACAAAUACAUCAUCGACGUCGACGGCGGCCUCGGGUCGUCGCGCCGCGUCGGCCUCCUCCAGAGCGGCAGCGUCCCGUUCUUCGUCGACUCGCCGUACUUUGGCAACUUUGAGCCGACGCUGCGCCCGUGGGUGCACUACGUCCCCGUCGACGAGUACCUCGCCGACCUGCCGGCCAAGGUCGAGUGGCUCCGAGCGCACGACGGCCACGCCAAGUUCAUCGUGCGCAACGCGAUCGCGUUCGCCGAGGCGUACCUCAGCAAGCAGGCCGCCAUGGAGCAGUUUGCCCAGAUGCUCGCCGCGUACGCCGACCUGCAGAGCCCCGAGGUCGACCUCGACGACAGCCCCGUCCUCACCGACUUUUGCGACACGCCGGGCGGCAAGGCGCUCAUGAUGAAGGGUCCGCAAGGGUGCGACAAGGGGUGGAAGACGUGGCACGGGAGCAAAGAUGCAGUGGCUUGAUCGGUUGGGUUUGCCUAGAAUGUGUCGGGCGGUCCCGGUUGUACAGGAUUUUUUAUCGCAUGCAGCGCUCGUUCUUCUCUCUCCUUCCUCCUUCUUU